GCCUGUGGUUCUUGUCAAAAUCCUUAUUGCAUGGCCAAGUAAAUGUAUUAGUUAUUGGAAAGAAUUUGUCAAUUUAGAACUUUGUUAUAGUGCGAAUAAGUUUCAGUUUCAGUGUGUUUCAGUGUAUUUUUUUCGUAUAAUGGUAAAUCAUGUUUAAAGAACGGAAUCGAUUUGAUAUGGUGUUUUAAAAUUUUAAUUUCUGUUGUUUCGUCGCUAUUUCCUUUUUACAUAACAUUUUGAUAGUGUUGAUACCUGUUUAGGGCCUUCAUAAUUUCGGAGGGUAACAAUGUUUAGCACUUUGCAUCGUCUAUUCGAGCAAUCUCUCAGAAAGCGCCCUCUGUUGACGAACUAUGUAGUUUACGCUUCCUUCUACACGGCUGCGGAGUUCACACAGCAGACUGUUAACAAAUAUUACUUGCCAACUAAACCAGACUACAAUCUUGCGUCCGGAGCUCGUGUGGUCAUGGUGGGCAGCACACUAUACGCACCCAGCUUAUAUUUUUGGUACAAGUUCCUGGACAAGAAGUUUGUUGGUAGAGCUGUAAAGACGGUGUUCACCAAAGUGGCCUGUGACCAGUUCAUUAUGACACCAUUUUUACUGGCCUGCUUCUUUACAAUUCUAAGCGUUUUGGAGGGCCAGCAAGAUAUAUUCGCAGAACUACGACACAAGUACGUAAAGACGUUAAUGGCAAAUCAAGUGUUCUGGCUUCCAGUGCAGUCCAUUAACUUCUCCUUCAUACCGUCACAUCUUCGAGUGACAUACGUGGCUUCAGCUUCGUUCAUCUGGAUCAAUGUGCUGUGUUACAUCAAACGACAGCAGAUCAGUGGCAAUCCAAAGAUUGAAGCAUCAAAGUAAAAUUCGAUUUAGAUAAUGUAGACUUAUAAAGUGUGCAGCAAAGUUCAUUUUUGCUCGAUAGCAAUUCAUCUGAGGGCAGAUACAAUUUUCCGACACCCUGACAAACUGAGGAAUCCAUUUUCACGUCACCAUUAUUCAAUUUCGAAGUUAAGCAUCAAGAAUAAAAAAA
Spodoptera litura is the source of this 1025-nucleotide messenger RNA. Its product is annotated as mpv17-like protein. Gene Ontology annotation, cellular component: cytoplasm; membrane; mitochondrion. Lineage: Eukaryota; Metazoa; Arthropoda; Insecta; Lepidoptera; Noctuidae. The record is from RefSeq and is a predicted model, not a curated record.